Messenger RNA from Pocillopora verrucosa, 1269 nucleotides. The record is from RefSeq and is a predicted model, not a curated record. NCBI's taxonomy places the organism in Eukaryota, Metazoa, Cnidaria, Anthozoa, Scleractinia, Pocilloporidae.
UUCCGCGAAAACUACCAACUUUCAGGAGCCGCGAAAUAUUGGGUAUUCUAAUUCCUCUUUACUCGAGGUUCCGAUCUUUAGAUUGUUCGAGAUGUCGGAAAACGAUCGCUUAAUUACUGAAGCAAGGGGAAUUCAACACACUCGAAUAGCAGUAGAAGAUGUUGGUCGGGCUGUCCGAGUUCGAAAUACAAUGUAUGCUUAUUCAAAUCACUUCAUUACGCAGAGCCGACCGUACUUUCGACGACAGCUACCGACUUACAUCGACUGCGUAUGCUUUCUGUGGUUAACGUGGGCGAUGUUUUGGGCGUCUUGGCUUGGUGCCUUGGCCGACAAAGGAGGUUAUUACAAAGGUGCACCAUUUUACUGUUUCUUUGUUUGCGCAAUUUUCAUUGGAAUCUUCUGCCAGCACGAGAUUGUCAACAGAAAAUCGCUUCGGAUUGUCUUGACACAGCCUGUUCUCGACGGGCAACAGAAGUUAAACGCGCUGUACGAAGUGACAGUCACAGAAUUGCAAGGAAUGGCUCUACAGAAUUACCAGGCUGGAAUUGGGUUCGUUCAUGUAUCGGAAGGAAAAGUAAAAUUCCAAGCCUUUAAUCGCAAAGCUGAGCAGGCGAUGAUCUGUGCAAGGAAGACAUCACGAUGCAUGCUAAUUCUUUUCCUCGGCUCUGCUUGUUUUAAUUUUUAUUUUAUGAUGACUUCCUCGCUGGGUCUUGCGUUUUCAAGAGAAUGAUCAGAAUACGGUAACUUUAGUACUUUCAAAAUGAUAUUUUGGUAUACAAAUCACUUUGUUACCCUUGAAACGUUAUAACUUCGGUGAGAAAACUUUAUACUUGUAGAUGACGUAAAGCAAUGUUUCGUUAUAUGUCACUUCGUUUGUCACGCGACGCCCGCUCUUUUUCACGCGGCUCACCUUUAUGCUGUGUUACAUUGAGAGGGCCAGGCUCGAAUAAUUUGGAUGUUUUGGUUACUACUAGAUAAAAUACGCGUACGAAGAAUUCAGAGUGGGGGGAUGGUGGCAUAAGGAGAGUCUACAACUCCAGUUUUCUCGGUCCAUGACCUUUUCCAGAUCAAUCGCUUUUGCAAGCAUCACGUGAUGUCCCGUGACAGAAAUGUUUUCGCUGUGACUAAGGAGAGUUAAUCGUUGACUUGUCUUUUUAUUUCUCAGUACAAUUUUUGCAUCCAAUUGUAUUUCUUUCCCUUUAUAACUUGUAAUAAUCAUUUAUUAGAAAAAUGCGUUCGAUUUCUAGUAAAACAGUAAUUUUGAUUGUA